Molecule: messenger RNA, 2714 nt
Organism: Epinephelus moara (kelp grouper)
Lineage: Eukaryota; Metazoa; Chordata; Actinopteri; Perciformes; Serranidae
Exons: 5
Coding region: 406-1671 (421 amino acids)
Source: RefSeq, a predicted model, not a curated record
UUUUAGGACGGGACAAUCACAUGCCUACAGCUGGGUCACCACUGACCUUAUGAAGUCCUGGCACAGAAAUAUGACUGAUUUACACCUUUACGCAUAGACUGCUGAUACACUAAACAGUUCAUUUUGUGCUGACGCUCUGUAGACACACACACAUACACACACACACACCGUCGCUACUUCAGGAGAGAGAGGGAGGGAGCUGCAACAGCUGAACUUGCAGCGGAGGCAGUGGAGAGAACGCAUGUGGCAAGUCUCAGCUGGUUUGCUUUGGCUGAGAGCAUGGUGCACGUAAACCCUGCUUCUCUCUCUUCCAGUGAAUGCACAGACGAUGAGAGGACGCUCGGCUAAUUGAUAGGAGAGGAUACAGCUGCUGGCUCUCAUCACAGUAUAAUUUCUGCUCGCGGUAUGGACGGGCUGCAGGCGGAAAACGCUGGAGUUGGCGGCACCGGGGAAAACGCAGAGGAGAGGUACCGCGCUCUCGCCUAUGACACCGCGCUGAGCACUCUCGUGGCAGUGGCCGUGUACGUGGUGGUCAAAGUGAGCCUGGAUGGCAUCAGACAGUGGCGGGCCAGGAUCUCGGUGUUCAUCGUGGGUUCGGGACCCGUGGGGCUGACGGCCGCGCUGGUCGCUGUCCGCUCCGGUAAGGUGCUGAAACUGACCGUGCUGGAUGAGAGGUACCGGACUGCCCUGCUGUGCCGGCCCCAGCAGAUCGCCCUGGAUCCCCGCAGCGUGAAGUUUCUGCUGGGACUCGGGGUGGACUUUGACAACAUGGAGGGCUGCUGGCACAACGAGCAUUUCUUCACCAGGAUAGGCGUGUUUCAGGAGUACAUGCUGAGCAUCCUGGAGCAGAAGAAACAGAAGGUGGACGUCAAGGUGCAGCUGGGGACCAAGUUUACAGAGGAAUACCUUCGGCGGAUCCCACGGAAUGAGUGGCCACGUGUGAUUGUAGUGGCUGAUGGGUCGUGUGGCGACUCCUGCUCGGUGCUGGGCAUCAGCUCUGACUACACUGUGGAGUCCUGCCAUGCCUAUGGAGCUAACGCAACUAUAGAGAGACUAGAUCAGAGACAGGUACCCACUCCUGAGAUCCGAGCCCACAGCCUUUACUUCGACCUGUCCGCUUACGGAGUAGAGGCCCUCCGAGAGCACCGAAAUCCCACGGCCAAACCUGGCUUCCACCUGAAGAUUUAUGGCACCUUCAGAAACCGCUACAUGGCCCUCGUCUGCCCCGCCUCUGACACCAAGAUGGUUCGCUUCCUCAGGCACACGGCCAACUCCUCUAUCAUGAAGAACAUUUUCCACCAGUCCUUCAAUGUCUACAAGACGGACAUAGAGCCUCGUCUCAACGACGUGACGCUCCAUCACAUGCAGUGCAGCCGCCGUCUUUUUGAGAUUCAGUUGUCACACAGACGCAUCAGCGCUGCCUACAUAGAGGGGGACAAUGUGGCGGUCACUGUGGAGGGGGAGGCGGCACGUGUCCUCAACUUUGACACAGGUUGUGGGGUGAAUCUAGGCAUGCGAGGUCUGGAGUCAAUGGGGACGUUCAUUUACCGGACAGCCACAGCUGUGGACCAGAAUGAUAUUCUAGAGGCACUGUCAGCUAAAAUGCAGCACUCCAGACAGGUGGCUGAGACCUUCAAGCAGACAGGCCUGGCUCAAUCAAUGUAUGAAUGAAACACGAGGACGAUCUGGUGAAUGCAUAAUGCCACCUAGAGGAAAGUGGUGGAUUAUUUGUGUUUACAGUGAAUGUUUACAAUGAAUCAUGAGUCUAAUGCUGAAGUGGACCACUAGUGGUUACACAAGGAGCUGAACAAGCCUGAGCUGUGAACAGAUGGAUAAUGGAUGUAAACAUGUGACCAUAAAUCUUCUAUGCGUAAUGGAUGGAGCGAGAGUAACCAAGACCACAUUUGGUACAAUGCAUUUGAAGCUGUUCUGGUUUUUGAGGUUGUUAAUACUGUGGCAGGAAGAGAUAUUUAAUCUGUCACUGUUGCAGUGGAACAAUAUACGUUGAACACACUGCACUUUGGGUUUCUGAGUGAAGUGUUAGAAUGCAGGGAAAAUAAAAACAUAGCCCUAAGAGAUUAGGAGUAGUUGGAAUAGAUGAAAACUCUGUGAUGCUUGUCAUUUUCAUCACUGUUGUCUUCUCUUUUUAAUAGAGAAGAAUUGACUUGAUUUGCAAAAUCUAGUUGAUUGAGCUCUCCGGGCAUCACGUCAAUGGUGCUAGAGGAAAUGAGAUGGUGCCGUAGCAUCAUCAGCUACUGAAUCAUGUAUAAAACUGUUAUUGUCCAUGAUCUGACAGAGAAACACACAUGUCUUAAGUGUUGUAAUCAAGCCUUUUGUCUUUGUGUUUGACAGCGUGGUGAUUGUUGUGCUGAUGAUGUUCUAAAGUAUUUGCUAGAGUGGCCGCUGUUUGUGUGCUGCUUUGUAAAGUAAGAUUUGUAUAUGGCGUAUUUCAAAAAGGACAGGGGCCAACUGUAUUAUCACAAAUUAUUUUUGCCGGUGUCACAUUUUGACUUGCCUUUUUAUAUUUUGCUCAAGGUGAUCUAAAAGGAAAGUAUAUCAUUAUUUCAGAUUAAGGAGAGUAGCCUAUGCUGAUUAUAAUGUCCUGCUCCUUUUGAAGUGCCAAUAAAGAUGGUGAUUUGGCAAGAGUGAUAUGGAUGGUCUUUACCCUUACAUUUAUUUUAAAAUAGAGUUUAAAUGCAAUUUAAUAAAGAGUA